Rotaria socialis is the source of this 750-nucleotide messenger RNA. NCBI's taxonomy places the organism in Eukaryota, Metazoa, Rotifera, Eurotatoria, Philodinida, Philodinidae. The record is from the annotation of a GenBank genome assembly.
AUGAAUACAGACUCAAUCUGCCUUGCUGCUGAUGACUACAUUCGAGCUGCCUCCGAUCCACAACUUUCGUCGUCUGACAGCCACCUUCUAACUACUCUACUCUCGGAAGAAGACCAACACGAGUACAAUCAACUUCUCCAAAUUCAACUCGCCCCUGAUGCACUAAAUAUCGUGAAUCAAUUGAACUCACUCUUUCAUAUUUCAUCAUCUGCUAUUUGGAUGUCAAUGGUAUUGUUGAAGAAGCUGCCCAUCGAAUCAAAUUCUUUUAAUUUAUUAGCAAUCAUCGCGUGUGUUACACUUUCAUGUAAAUAUCAGGAUUCGCCGUCACCAGCUGUUGAUUAUGAACUUAUUGCUCAAUGUUAUUCUAUUGACGACGUUCAACUAAUUCAGAAUGCUGAGAUUGAACUUCUCGAAUAUUUCGAAUACGAUAUUUGUGUCACAACACCCGAUCAUUUCUUUUCUUAUUUAAUCAAUCUCACGACUGAUGAUGUGAAGUCGAACCAAAUCAUUGAACAAGCUCGAUCUUUGUUUUUCACGAAUUUUCUUUCAAACGAAAGAGCAGAUCUUUUCUAUAAUUAUCCAUCGAGUAUUGUGACUCUUUCUUUCAUCUACAAUAUCGCCUCAAAUAAAACUUUCAUCGUGGAACAAAUGAAAAGUUUUCUUGUUCAUAAAAAGGAUCCAUCGCAUUACUUUAAGCAACUAUUACUUUGCACAGACCUACUUCAAAGUUGUAACAUCAUAAAUGGAUGA